UAGCAGAAGCUCAACCAAGAACUGUAACUCCAUGCAUCCGUUGAAAUCCUCCAAAACAAUUAGCCAAACGAUUGUCUCCCUUGUCUUUUCUUUUGUUGAACUUUGAAACGAAUCUAGAAGCAUGGAUCUUUCACAAAAGAGAAAGAGAUUCCUUGAAGCAGAAGAUGAAAGCAGUUCCAGCUCAGAUGAUAAUUACGUACCAUACAUUACGCUCAAUGAAAGGAAAAAGGAGAAUGUCCAGGAUCUGUAUAAACGGAUGGGAAUCAGUGCUACGAAAUUAAUGAAGUCCGACAAGCACUUGGGUUCGACGUCGGCCAGCAGCAGCACCAACAGCAUAAACAAACUGCUUCUGAUGCAGGAUGAAAACAGCGAAGUCCUGGAGGACCUUGACAAGAAAGACAUUGAUGAGGAGGAGGAAAUAUGUUCUGGGCCGAAAGCGAACAUCAGUUUGUUGGAUCAACACAGUGAGCUGAAGAAGAAAGCAGAAGCUCGAAAAGAAACUGCAAGAGAAAAGAUGCUGAAAGAAGAGGAGAAGAUUCUGGAAAGUGUAGCAGAAAAGAAAGCUUUGAUGGGUGUGGCAGAACUUGCCAGAGGAAUACAAUAUGAAGAACCCAUAAAGACUGGAUGGCGCCCUCCACGCCAUAUUUUGAACAUGUCAGAGCAGCGUCAUGCUAAAGUGAGGAAAAAGGGCCACAUUUUAGUUGAAGGUGAAGACCUACCUGCCCCUAUAAAGACCUUCAAGGAGAUGAAAUUCCCCAAGGCUAUCAUCAACGGCUUAAAGAAAAAGGGAAUCACUAAACCAACCCCUAUACAGAUUCAGGGCCUACCUGCUGUUUUGUCAGGUCGAGACAUGAUUGGGAUUGCUUUCACAGGCUCUGGUAAAACACUGGUAUUCACUCUGCCCAUUAUUAUGUUCUGCAUGGAACAAGAGAAACGACUGCCCUUCAUCAAGAAUGAGGGCCCGUAUGGCCUCAUAAUCUGCCCUUCGCGGGAACUUGCACGACAGACUCAUGAAAUAAUCAAGUACUACUGCAAUUGUAUGGAACUCGAUGGCCUACCAGCCCUGCGCUGUGCGCUGUGUAUCGGAGGUAUGCCUGUCAAAGAUCAAAUCGAACUUGUCAAAAGAGGUGUCCACAUCAUGGUUGCCACACCUGGUCGGCUGAUGGACAUGCUGGACAAGAAAAUGAUAACUCUAGAUGUCUGCCGUUACUUGUGCAUGGACGAAGCUGAUCGUAUGAUUGACAUGGGGUUCGAAGAAGAUGUCAGGACAAUAUUUUCUUAUUUCAAGGCUCAGAGACAAACUCUACUGUUUUCAGCCACCAUGCCAAAGAAAAUCCAAAACUUUGCCCGCAGUGCAUUGGUGAAGCCAGUUACAGUGAAUGUUGGUCGAGCUGGCGCCGCCAACCUCGAUGUUAUUCAGGAAGUGGAAUACGUAAAACAAGAAGCAAAGAUUGUCUAUUUACUGCAAUGUCUCCAGAAGACACCACCACCAGUACUGGUAUUUGCUGAAAAGAAACAGGAUGUGGACGCCAUCCAUGAAUAUCUUCUACUCAAAGGAGUCGAGGCCGUUGCAAUUCAUGGAGGAAAAGACCAAGAAGAGAGAACUCGAUCAGUGGAACAAUUCCGGAACGGUCAGAAAGACGUUCUUGUAGCAACAGAUGUGGCAUCAAAAGGCCUUGAUUUCUCUGACAUUCAACAUGUCAUCAAUUAUGACAUGCCAGAAGACAUAGAAAACUAUGUCCAUCGUAUUGGCCGUACAGGAAGGUGUGGUAAAACAGGUACAGCAACAACAUUCAUUAACAAGACCGUGGAUAAAUCAAUUCUGUUGGAUCUGAAACAUUUACUGAUGGAAGCCAAACAGAAAGUGGCACCAUUCCUGGCUACAUUACAGUCUGAGAGUGAGAAAUACCUGGACAUUGGAGGAGAAAUUGGUUGUUCUUACUGCGGUGGUUUGGGUCAUCGUAUUGCAGACUGUCCCAAAUUGGAAGCACUUCAGACCAAACAAGCUCAAAAUAUUGGACGCCGAGACUAUUUGGCACACAAUGCUGCAGAUUGGUAAAACUUGAAGAGAGAGAGAGAGUGUAUGUUAUGUGUACGGUGGAGAUAAAAGUUGCUCCUGUCUGUAUUACAACAUACACAUUUUUCAUUAUAAAUUAUAUUUUUAUAAAAUAAAAUAUUUCAAAAUGA
Molecule: messenger RNA, 2187 nt
Organism: Octopus bimaculoides (California two-spot octopus)
Lineage: Eukaryota; Metazoa; Mollusca; Cephalopoda; Octopoda; Octopodidae
Product: putative ATP-dependent RNA helicase DDX41
Biological process (GO): mRNA splicing, via spliceosome
Molecular function (GO): RNA helicase activity; zinc ion binding; ATP binding
Source: RefSeq, a predicted model, not a curated record